Molecule: messenger RNA, 3730 nt
Organism: Oncorhynchus tshawytscha (Chinook salmon)
Lineage: Eukaryota; Metazoa; Chordata; Actinopteri; Salmoniformes; Salmonidae
Product: CTD small phosphatase-like protein 2-A
Exons: 13
Coding region: 303-1766 (487 amino acids)
Molecular function (GO): phosphoprotein phosphatase activity
Source: RefSeq, a predicted model, not a curated record
UGCGAUGGGGGUGGUACACCUGUAAAUUCCAUGUAAUAUAAUCCACAUUCCUAGACAUCAAAGUAGCGCUGGAGUCCCGAGUAGCUUUAUCGAGUGCACCCUCUCGGGAAUUUGUGAUGAGGCGGGAAAUGGCGUCCGAAGAGCCCGUCGAUGGUCUGUGGUUCUGAACACAGCUGGCAGCGAUAACGACGGACAGACCUCUCUCUCGGUGGCCGCACCGUUGCGGCUACCCGUGUGGACAGGCAAGCGGCAAGUUUGGUUACGAAUUUAUUUGCACCAUCGUCUUCCAUGUAACGUGUAGGAUGAUGAGGUUGAGAGUGCGGAAAGCUUCUCAGCAGACCAGCCCCAAACCAAAACCUGGUCCCAAAUCCAGCCCCGGCCGUCCAGCCCCAGCCUCGGCACCCCGCCCAGCCCAGGCCAAGAGGAAACACUGUGAGGUGGAGCCCACUGCUGCGACCAGGAGAGGCCUCAGAAUGCAGAAGAAUGAGACGGGCCUGUUUUCCACCAUCAAGAAGUUCAUCAGGGGAAAUGCUGUCAAGAUGGAGCAUGACCUCCCAGCUAAGAGGAGUCGUGUUGAUUGUAAAGUGGACAGCAGCAACCUGAUCACGUCUUCUCCUCAUCCUCCUAACAAAGCUAUCCCCAGGGGCUGCAGGAGAAGCGCUAACAAACCUGAUCCAAUGACGUUGAACAGUAAGCCCCUGAAGCCCAACGGUAAACUGGAGGUGCCUGUGGAGGUGGCCAUCAGCCCUCCUCGCACUACUCUCCUGGGCACCAUCUUCUCUCCCGUCUUCAACUUCUUCUCACCUGCAACCAAGACGGCCACUCUUGGGUCUGACUCACCUGGGCAGGUGCUGGAGGCUGAGGAGAUUGUGAAGGAGGUGGAGGAAAUGUCGACCAGUACCCCCACAUCUACAGAAGGCGUCGUCCUGUCUCCUGUUGCUCCAGUACCACCACCACCACCACUGGCUCCUCUGGCUACACCAGAACCACCUGUGGAGGAAGGAGAGAUGGUUACAGAAACAGAUACGCCCCUUCUAACAGCUCCGGUAUGCACCCCAGUCAGCUGUUACCCCCACGCCCCUCCCACGGCCCCUGCAGACGGCACCUACGAGGAGGACUGGGAAGUCUUUGAUCCGUACUUCUUCAUCAAACAUGUGCCUCCGUUGACAGAGGAGCAGAUAGCCAGGAAACCAGCACUGCCUCUCAAAACACGCAGCACACCAGAGUUCUCCCUGGUCCUAGAUUUGGACGAGACGUUGGUGCACUGUAGUCUGAAUGAGUUGGAUGACGCAGCUCUGACCUUCCCUGUCCUGUUCCAAGACGUCAUCUACCAGGUGUAUGUGCGUUUGAGGCCGUUCUUCAGAGAGUUCCUGGAGCGCAUGUCUCAAAUUUACGAGAUCAUUCUGUUCACUGCCUCUAAGAAGGUGUAUGCAGACAAGCUGCUGAACAUCCUGGACCCUAAGAAACAGUUGGUCAGGCAUCGUUUGUUUCGUGAGCACUGUGUGUGUGUUCAAGGAAACUACAUCAAGGACCUAAACAUUCUGGGAAGAGAUCUUUCAAAAACAAUAAUAAUCGACAAUUCACCUCAAGCCUUCGCCUAUCAGCUUUCCAAUGGGAUUCCCAUCGAGAGCUGGUUCAUGGACAGGAACGAUAACGAGCUUCUCAAGCUGGUUCCUUUCCUGGAGAAGCUAGUAGAGAUGAAUGAGGACGUAAGGCCUUACGUCAGAGAACGGUUUCGUCUUCACGAUCUCCUUCCUCCAGACUGAUUUGUGAUUGGUUGACCCAGCAGGCUAACCAAUAGAAAUAUAGAAUGUAUAUUUAUAUUAGAAUGUUCGUUCUAAUUCUAUGGAUUAGCCCUGCAGUACUUGGAGAGGGAUGCCUUCCCUUCAACACAGUGGAGAUGAGGAGAAUCAAGUUUAACUGACUCUAAUGAGGAUGUUGUUUUAAAUGGAUCUCUGUCUACAACUACAACGUUUUCAUUACUGAUGAAAAUACCAACAAAACACCAUUACAGAGGAUUUUCUUGUUACAGAAAACGACAAAACACAAAUCUUUAUAAUUCCUGAAGCUAUGUACAGUUUGAGUAUUUGUAUAUGUUUUGUAUACUCAAACUAAACUGUACCCCCAGGGUAGAGCAGUCCCCUUGUAUUGUAAAAGGCUUCUGCCUAGACGGAUGGACCUCUUUGUUUAUUCUUGAAAGCAGGGCCGUGUUCGUUAAGGCACAAACGUUUUGCAACUAAGGAAAAUAAAGCGUUUCUGAUUGGACAAGUCCAGGCAGAACCUCUCCAAUUCGGACUGUUUUCUUCGUUUUUGGUGCCUAAUGAACAAGACCGUGGCGACUUUCUGGGAGAUUGUUUCGCAUCUGCAGCUACACUUUUGGACUGAAUGUCAUGCAGUAUUUGAGUGUGGGGACCUGACUGCUCCAGACUCAUUUUAACAAGAAUGGGCAGUCAAACCUGUAUAAUAUACACACUCGAUUACAUGUGUACAUAUGACGUAUAUAUUUUUCAACUUUUCACUGUGCUUCUGAUUUUAGUAUGUGUUCCUCUUUUAACUGACUGCUUCUUUUACUUUUUUUUUUUUUCGCCUUUGGAAAAAAAAUAGGUGAUUUUUCUGUUGUCUGCCUGCAAUUUUUACAUCCCAAAUGGCAACCUAUUCCGUAUAUAGUGCACUGUUUGACCACAGUCCUAUGGGACCUAUUCCUUAUAUAGUGUACUGUUUGACCACAGUCCUAUGGGACCUAUUCCUUAUAUAGUGCACUGUUUGACCACAGUCCUAUGGGACCUAUUCCUUAUAUAGUGCACUGUUUGACCACAGUCCUAUGGGACCUAUUCCUUAUAUAGUGCACUGUUUGACCACAGUCCUAUGAGACCUAUUGCUUAUAUAGUGCACUGUUUGACCACAGUCCUAUGGGACCUAUUCCCUAUAUAGUACACUGUUUGACCACAGUCCUAUGGGACCUAGUCCCUAUAUAGUGCACUGUUUGACCACAGUCCUAUGGGACCUAAUUCCCUAUAUAGUGCACUAUACAAAAGAAUAGGGUGUCAUUUGGUAUGCAUGCUUACUUCCUAGUCUGCUUUUUAGUCCCAUUUUUAAGUGCAGUUAUGUGGUCUCUAACAAGGUGCAGGUUUUAAUCUUUUAAGAGGAAAUGUUUAUGAUAUCAUCAUGAUGAUGUGUAUAGGUCGUAAUGUUAAUGUAGUAUAAGGUUUUACUUGGAAGACCAUUCAACAAGCCAUAAUGAUGGCCCAGAUAUUCAUUUAGAAAAUGUAUAUUUGAGAUUUCACCCCCUUUUUUUUUUUUGUAAAGAUGUUUAAAAAUACCCUUAAGAUGCUCUGUUUUUAGGGUGUGAUGAAGAGUUUGAGGAGGAAGGAAGGCUUUGGAGCUCCUGCACUUUUUGUAUAAAAAAAAAAAAAAAAAUACUUUUAAAUGCAGCCCUAUGUAAAAAAAAAAAAUCAUUUUUUGUACACAAGUUAUCACCUCAAUUGUUAUGUCCGGACUAUUUUGAAAUCGUAGCACCAGCAAAACGGCUGACAUUUUGUUUUUAUCUUUUAAAUCAUGUUUUUCAUUGCUGUUCUUAGUCGUGGGUGUGUGUGGAAUCUCUUAUGUAUGAGUCUAAAAGUUUGGCCGAUAAGACUCCAUGUUGUCAUUGACCAUCUUGGACGGUCACUCCUGUUGUACUCGGUGUUACUCAAUGGUGUCCUUGAUCAUAAAUACAUUUUUAUACAAUUAA